AGUUUCUGACUAAUGAGCUCAUAUUUACCUCUAGGAUGGUGGAAAAGCACUUCACACAUAGAAUGGUAUUCAUUUACUGAGGUGAAGCCGUCAAGGAGUCCAACUAUGAACAAGAUACUGCUGGUAUUGUUCAUUUUGAUCGGGUAUUGUUUUGAGUCUGUCUUCAAUGAAACGGCUAAUUCAUCGCUUAUGCUGGACAUUUCGCCACACCGCAGACCACAAAAUGUUCUGUGUGAAUUUGAUGAGGGUGCAUGUCUAAUUCAUCAAGACAACAAGGACGAUUUUGAUUGGAUWAAAACAAAAGGUCCUACACCUAGCAACGGCACUGGUCCCCCAGGAGAUCAUUYCACMAGUUAUAGUAAUGGUAAAUACAUGUAUGCUGAAGCAUCUUAUCCAAGAAAACAUGGUGACCGYGCACGCUUGACRGCGCGUUUAUGGKCUCAAUACCCGUCAUGUCUCUACUUUUAUUAUCAUAUGCRUGGAUUAAAUAUGGGCACUUUGAAGGUUUAUGUCGAUCGUAAGUUGGAAUGGCAGCUUUCUGGAAAUCAAGGCGAACAAUGGUUGAAAGGAGAAAUUCCAGUUCUCAAAGGUGGUUUUCAUACGGUUGAUAUUGAUGCAAUCAUUGGGUCAUCAUUCACAUCUGAUGUUGCUGUAGAUGACCUGGGAUAUCAGGAGCUUCUUAAGGUGUCAAACGACGACUGUAUGGUAUCACCGAGCAAUGCAGACCCAAACAGUCAUAUAUACAUUGAACAUUGAUUCAUCUAAAUAAACUGAAAAACAAAAGACUGUCUCUAUUGUGAAACAGCUUCAUUCAGGAGCUAUACUAUAAAUUUAUCAUGAUUUUGAGAACAAGAUCAUUUCUUUGCGAGCGAUUAAUAUGGCUUCCUUCCAACUAUUCUUCUGAUGUUUAUUUUUAAAAGUGAUCAACGCAAAGCAUUCUGGUAGUUUUAGGCAAAAGCUAUUCCACCAAGUCUUUGUAACUAAGUUUCAAUCGUUGCUAGGUGAUUCCUUUUAUGUUUGGCAAUUUAUAGUUAUCAUUCAUAAUUUCUUCGCGAUUCAUGAUUAUUUACGAAUAAUUAUUUAKUGUGAAACACAGAAAAAACAAUUCCACA
Molecule: messenger RNA, 1112 nt
Organism: Exaiptasia diaphana
Lineage: Eukaryota; Metazoa; Cnidaria; Anthozoa; Actiniaria; Aiptasiidae
Product: MAM and LDL-receptor class A domain-containing protein 1
Exons: 5
Coding region: 13-756 (247 amino acids)
Cellular component (GO): membrane
Source: RefSeq, a predicted model, not a curated record